Messenger RNA from Suillus bovinus, 1551 nucleotides. RefSeq lists its product as uncharacterized. The transcript has 6 exons. The record is from RefSeq and is a predicted model, not a curated record. The coding region runs from base 1 to 1551 and encodes 516 amino acids. NCBI's taxonomy places the organism in Eukaryota, Fungi, Basidiomycota, Agaricomycetes, Boletales, Suillaceae.
AUGCCCACAUCAUUGAUUGAAUCAAUAGAGCCAGUUAUCAUUGGAGAGGCACCUCCUUCCACCUGGGAGCACACAUCUGCUCAUCGCAUGUUUGCUGAUUGGCAUACAGACUAUGGUGGCCCGGAACAUGUGGGGACAAGUGUUGCACAGACCAGAGUCAAGAAGGGAAAGAAUAGAGCUUGUGAUCCUGAGGAUGGAGAGGCUGUCAUGUCUCCCCUGCCUAUCAUGUCUCCUCCCCCUGCUCGUCCCUUUAAGCCAACUGCGCCAAUGGCUCCCAAGGCUGCUGCACAGGAGGUCAUUGAAAUCACUUCAACUUUGGAGGGCUCAAGGGAUGUGACAGCAGAGGUGGACACUGAAUACGAAGAUGAUUCACAUGGGAAGAAAUGGAAAUUGAAGACAGGAAGUUCUUCUCAGGUGUCCAAGAAGUGUGUGUCUGCAGAGGUUGUCAUUGAACUGAAGAAGGAAGGUGUGCAUUCCAAGGCGAAGUUAUCACCAUCUGAUGCCUCUGUAUUGAAAGGGGGUCCACUGUCACCAUUAAUUGUGGGGUCGUCUUCUGUUGAUGAAGAGCACUCGUCUGGCGAUGAAGCUGCCCAGCCUGUUCAACCUGCAGCUUGCAUCCGGGACGGUCCUCCCAACGUACAGCCUAAAUCCAAGGCGCUCCCCAAACUAAAACACGUAACAAAGGCAUCCCGGGCAGCCAUGCGCCGUGUACACCAGAUGAUGUAUGUGGUCAAUUCAGAAGAGGAGGAUGCUCCAGGUCAGAAGGACUCAAAGGCAACAACAGAUGCUGGAAAAGGUGGUGUCGUGCUUGCAGACCCUCAGCCUGAGCCCGCAGCUCAGCCAGCAAACCCCACCCCAAUUGAACUGCCAGCUACUAUGGUCGCCCCAUUUUCACCACCAGAAGUUACACCCAGUGUGGCUUCACAACAUGAGGGCUCUGAGCAACCCCAACCCUCAAACAGUAUGCUCCAGACCACGUCUUCCCCUUCAACACCUGGUAAUGACAAGAAUGGAAACCCCCAAGCUCAAUCCAUGGACCGUCCAUCUUCACAUCCUGCUGGGGAGAGGCCCCUUCUGCAACCUGAGCCUCUUCACACUGAUACUCAUAUUGAGGCGGUCAACCGCUAUGCCCAUUCUCCAUUGCUUCAACACGAUGCUCCCAUCACAUGUGAGGCUCCUUCACACAUGCACGAGCUCCCCAGAUAUCCUUUACACCCUCAGGAGGGACCAUCCUACCCACACGAUGCCACUCACUAUCGUGAGGUGCACGACUCACUCUAUGAUCAGAACAGUACCAUUCACACCCAUCUCCAUCCUACUAGCAGCCUCAAUCCUCACAGCCUUCCACACACCCAUAAUGUUGAAGAAGCUCAGUAUGCUUGUGUACCUAUAGGAUACAACCAUUAUCCUUCUCGUUAUGACUCACCUGGUGAAGGUUACAAUGACCGCUAUGAUGACCACAGGCAUCCAUCAGACCUCUACUAUCAAGACAUGUGCAGUCAUGAUGGGAGGUACUAUGGAGAUACCAAUAGAUGGGCAGACCGCCGCUGA